CAUCAUGCAUGAUAGCACCUCGUAUCCAAAGGCUAUACUUGCGCAUGGUUCGAGCACAAAUACCGAAGAUUGCACCCAGUCUGAGCCUGUGCACGCUGUAAAACUCUUCCAAAGCAUGGUACUGCAACACGCAACUUGCAAACGGCUUAUGAACUUCAUACGACUUUAGAAAGCCAAAAGGCCUCGCAGGACCGGGACCUAGGCCCGAUGAGUUUCGCGUUCAAGCGGUUUAACUUCUUUCAGCCGCACCAGGUGCCCCGGCAUGGUUUUCCUCCCAAUGCUAGCUGCGUCGCCCCGGGCGGACCGGUUCUGUGGGUCGGCACGGAGUCGGGGAGCGUGUUCAUCCUGGAUGCCCGGCUUAGCCUGCUGGGCACAUUCAACGCGCACGGGCACCGCGUGCUAGAGGUCAUAUGGCUGGAGAAGCGGCAGCUGCUGAUCACGGUUGGCAGCGAGGAGCCGGGCUGCUCCUCCACCACCGUCAAGCUGUGGCCCGCGGAGAAGCUGCUGGCAGCUGCGGCCGCGCUGGCGGCUGGAUCCGGCGGGGCCGCUGGAUCCGGAUCCGGGUCUGGAGGACACACGGCGGGAGGUGGGGGAGGCGCCAGCGCGACCGGCGCGGCGCCGCUGGCUGCUGCAGCCUCAGCUAUGUCGGCGGCCAAAGUGACCAAGGUGUUCGGCUCCCAUAGUGGGCAGCACUACCCCGAGGCCGCCGUCACGGCCGCCGCCGCCGCCGAGGGCUCCGUGUCAACCGCCGCCGCCGCCGCCGCGCUGGCGGCUGGGCUGGGCGUGGGCGUGGAUCCGGCAGCGGCGGCUGGCGGCGCCGGCGGCGGCAUGACCGCCCUGACGGUGGCGCUGGGGCUGGCCUCGGGACACGUGGUGGUGCUGACGGGGGAGAUCGGGCCGCCAGGCGGCAACAUCCCCAAGGCGCGCCUGUCGCACUCGCGGCGGCUGGCGGCGCGGCCCGACCAGGGCGACCACUGGAGCAUCACCGGGCUGGAGCUGACGGGCACCGCCGACCUGCUGUCUCUGUUUGUGGUGUCUGAGAGCCAGACGCUGUGCUUCCACCUGCAGACAAACACCAAGACUGUGCUGGACCCUCAGGGCUCCGCCGCCCCGCGCUGCUGCUGCCUGCGGCCCGGCGGCGCCCUGCUGACGGUGGCGCGUGCGGAGGGUUUGUACGACUACACGGCUGACACACGUGCGGGCUGUACGGUGUUUGAGGGGCCCAAGCAGCGCCUGGCGCCGUUUGGCCGGUACCUGGUGGUGGUCACUCGUGACGACAAUGCCGGCGGCGCCGCCACCCCCAGCCUGCUCGCCGGCGGCAGCACCGGCAGUAGCAGCGGCACCGCUGCCGUUGCCGGUGGCAGUAGCAGCACGGGCAGCGGCGGCAGUAGCAGCACGGGCAUUGGGAGCGGCAGUAGCUGCCUGCAGUUGGCGGAUGUACGGACGAAGCUGCUGGCGGGCACGUUCGUACUGCAGGGGCUACAGCACGUGUUCUGCGCGUGGGGUGCCGUACACGCCGUCACAGCUGCGGGCGCCGUGUGGUCGUACCGGGAGAUUGACUUGGCGACACAGCUGGAGGCGCUGCUGCGGCGCUCGCUGCACAAGCUGGCUCUGGACGUGGCUCGGGCCUGGGGCCAGGGCGGCGGCAGUGGGGGCCCGGGUGCUGACGCGGCCACACUGGCCAGCAUCCACCAGCGCUGGGGCGACCACCUGUACAGCAAGGGCGAGUACGACGCCGCUAUGUGCCAGUACCUGGAGACUGCGGGGCAUCUGGAGCCCAGCUACGUCAUACGGCGCUUCCUGGACGCACAGCGCAUACACAGCCUCACAGCAUACCUGGAGGUCAUGCACGAGCGGGGCCUGGCCACGUGCGACCACACCACACUGCUGCUCAACUGCUACACCAAACUCAAGGAUGUUUCCAAGCUCGACGCAUUCAUCCGCCGCGGCGGUGUGGACGUGGACGUGAGUGGGGCUGGCGGCGCCGACGUCGACACAGGCGCGGGCGCGGAGGCGGCGGCCGCAGCAGACGCAGCACAGGGAGGCACCCUGGGUGGCGGCGGCGCCGGUGCGCCUGGCGGCGCCGGCGGCCGGCGGCGCGUGCGGCGCUACCUGUCCGCGGCGGCGGCGGCAGCGGCGGAGGCGCCGCCGCCGGCCCCGUCUGUGGCGACGCCGGCGGCGGCGGCGGCGGGUCUGGCGGGCAGCCGCUCGCGCCUGCAGCUGCAGUCCGCGGCGACGUCGGGGCAGCAGGACUCCUCCGCCCACCCCCGCUCCGCCUCCUCCCAGCCUACCGCCGCCGCCGCCGCCGCCUCAUCCGCCCCUCAGCUGCGCUUUGACGCAGACACGGCGGUGCGGGUGCUGCGCGGGGCCGGGUACGCGGAGCACGCACUGCUGGUGGCGGACGCGGCGGGGCAGGUUGACUCGGUGCUGGACGUGCUGCUGGACGACUUGGGGGCGGCGGGGGCGGAGGAGGCCAUCGAGUACCUGGAGACACUGCCGCGCAGGAGGCGUGCCGAGGCCCUGAAGAAGUACGGCAAGGUGUUGAUUGGGGCGCGGGCGGAGGACGCCACCCGCCUCAUCAUGGACCUGUGCUGCAGCCCCCCGCCCACCGACGCCGACGCCUCCGCCUCCGCCUCCGGCGGCGGCGGAGGCGGCGACUGGUACUUGGCCUCGGUUUCGGACUUCGCGCACCUCUACAGCGGCGAGCCCACCGCACUCAUGCUGCUGUGUGAGUUCAUCCUCAACACAAACACCGCCGCGGCGGCGGCGGCGGCGGCGUCUGCCAGCCACGGCGGCCGAGGCCCUGCCGACGAGGACGCCGCCGCCGCCGCCGCCGAGCGCGCCGCCGCACACGAGCGGCUGCUGUACCACACCCUGUUGGAGCUGUACCUGGCGGAACACCUGUGGGCGCCGGAGGCAGCGGCGGCAGCGGAGGCGGCGGCAUCUGGUGGUGCUGGUGACGCGCUCACCGAGCAGGGGGGCGGCGGCGCCGGCGCUGAAGGCUCUGUCGCUGCCGCCGCCGCUGCCGCCGCCGCCACCGCAGCUGCCGCUGCCGCUGCUGGCACCGGCGCCGGCAGCAAGGAUCCGGGCGUGGAGGUACGGCGGGCCAAGGCGCUGGAGCUGCUCAACCGGGGCUGGCCGCCGCACGCCACCGCGCCGCCCCCUCCCAGCAGCAGCAGCAGCGGGGCAGCGGCAGGAGGAGCAGCAGGAGGAGCAGGAGCCGCAGGUGGCGGCGGCGGCGUGGUGUCGCCGGGUGGCGGCGGCGGCUCAGGCACUGGGUCAUUCACCAGCAGGGGCGGCGGCGGCGGCGGAGCCUAUGCGGUGCCGCCCUCCUACGACCCCGACCACGCGCUGGUGCUGUGCCGCCUGCACGGCUACAGGCCCGGACUGCUGUUCCUGUACGACAGGCUGCGGCUGCCGCGCGAGGUGCUUCAGGUGCACAUGGCGGCGGGCGACAGCGGCGGGCUGAUUGAGGCGGUGCGCAAGUACGGCGACGCGGCUCGCGGCGGCGACCCGGUGCUGUGGAGCGAGGUGCUCGAGUACUUUGUGGGCCAGCACGACGCCGCGCCGCCCGCCAGCGACUGCAGCGCGCAGAUCAUGCAGGUUGUGGAGCACGUGGAGCGGAGCGGCGUGUUGCCGCCGCUGGUGGUGCUGCAGACGCUGUCUCGCAGUCGGCGCCUGCCGCUGUCGCUGGUCCGCGGCUACAUGGCGCGGGCACUACAGCGCGACACGGCGGCGGUGGGGCGCGACAAGGAGGCGGUGUCCAAACUGGCCAGCGAGACCGCCGCCCUGAGGGAGGAGGUAACCCGCCUGCGCACACAGCCGCGGGUGUUUCAGGCCGGGCGCUGCUCCGCCUCCGGCGCGCCGCUGGAGCUGCCGGCCGUGCACUUCCUGUGCGGCCACUCCUACAACCUGCGCCAGCUGGGCGACAACGAGCGCGAGUGCCCGCUGUGCGGCCCCGACCAGCGGCGAGUGGCGGAGAUACGCCGCAGCAUGCUGGCCUCCUCGUUGCAGCCGGAGCGCUUCUUCAACGAGUUGAGGCAGGCCGCAGACGGCUUUUCGGUGGUGGCUGAGCACUUCGGGCGAGGACUAAUGAACGUAACGCCCGCACUGGCGGCGGCGGCGGCGGCAGCCACGGCGGCGGCGGGCGCGGCGGCGGGAGGCGGCGGCGCGGGUGGCGGCGGUGGCGGCGGGCCAGGGUUGUAGGGGGUCAAGGGGCCAGGUGUGGGCAUGUGUAGCUGGAGGGCAUUUGGGCGUCUGGCACGAACCCGGGAAGUGCGCGUGCACGAUUGCACGUGAAGGUGCGUGGGGUGUGCGUGACAGCGGGCAUGCAGCGAGGCGGCGCGACGAGGCGGUGGUGAGGGGCUCCCAUGGGGGUGGUUAACUCCCAUGGGGCUGGUUAACUCGAGUUAGUUAGCUGCAUGGCCUGAUGUUGCAUGGUCUGAUGUUGUGUGCGGCGGGGUUGCAAGGGCGUCCGUCGUCGUGUGGUGGACUGGUGGUGUGGGUGCUCUGGAGACGUCUAGCAGAGUCUUAGUUGUAGCUAGGGCGGGGGCGGCUGCAAGCAGGGGAGAUUUACCUCAAUGCUGCGGGCCUGCCAGUCCCGUCACGGCGUUAGCCUUGAAUUUGGCUUGAAGCAACUUCAUUGAACAGUUCUAAUCUGCCAUGCGGAGGCUGAUGGUCUCGAGUCUCCAGACCCAGCAGGUGUGGUGGAGGCGCAGCAGACAAACACCUAACGUUACGUA
This is a messenger RNA of Chlamydomonas reinhardtii, 4742 nucleotides long. RefSeq lists its product as uncharacterized. The transcript is spliced from 28 exons. Gene Ontology annotation, molecular function: protein binding; protein-macromolecule adaptor activity. The record is from RefSeq and is a predicted model, not a curated record. The coding region runs from base 208 to 4206 and encodes 1332 amino acids. Gene Ontology annotation, cellular component: HOPS complex; endosome. Lineage: Eukaryota; Viridiplantae; Chlorophyta; Chlorophyceae; Chlamydomonadales; Chlamydomonadaceae. Gene Ontology annotation, biological process: organelle fusion; endosome organization; vacuole organization.